This is a messenger RNA of Periophthalmus magnuspinnatus, 1719 nucleotides long. Its product is annotated as alpha-N-acetylgalactosaminidase-like. Gene Ontology annotation, biological process: glycosylceramide catabolic process; oligosaccharide metabolic process; glycoside catabolic process. Lineage: Eukaryota; Metazoa; Chordata; Actinopteri; Gobiiformes; Gobiidae. The coding region runs from base 161 to 1456 and encodes 431 amino acids. The record is from RefSeq and is a predicted model, not a curated record. Gene Ontology annotation, molecular function: alpha-galactosidase activity. The transcript is spliced from 9 exons. Gene Ontology annotation, cellular component: cytoplasm.
CGUUACGUCACAUGACCGUCGCUUCCGUAUAAACGGCGCGCGGAGCGUGUUUGUUUUUCGUUCCCCGUGAUUCCCCAUACCGAAAAGAGCUGUCUGCCGUUGUUCGAAGAGGAGACAUUGGGCACGUUCACCUGAUCGAAUGUCCUAGGGCGUUUUUAGAAUGUAUCAAUCUGUUAUAUUUUUGGCUUGGGCCCUGUCCGUAUCAGCUCUUGACAAUGGCCUAAUGUUGACUCCACCCAUGGGCUGGUUGGCAUGGGAACGAUACCGCUGCGACAUUGACUGUGAGAAUGAUCCUAAAAACUGUAUCAGUGAAAAACUCUUUAUGGACAUGGCGGACAGACUCUCGGAGGAUGGCUGGAAGGAACUGGGAUAUGUUUAUGUCAACAUUGAUGAUUGCUGGUCAUCAAUGCAGAGAGACAAAGAUGGUCGACUUCAAGCUGACCCCAAAAGAUUUCCAGGGGGCAUCAAAAAGUUGGCCAACUAUUUGCAUGAGAGGGACCUCAAGUUGGGGAUUUAUGGAGACAUGGGCACUCACACCUGUGGAGGAUAUCCUGGAACCACACUGGACAAAAUUGAACUAGAUGCUCAAACAUUUGCAGACUGGGAAGUAGAUAUGUUCAAAUUUGAUGGUUGCUAUUCCAAUUCUACAGAGCAGGAAAAGGGUUAUCCACUCAUGUCUAAAGCACUAAAUGCCACUGGUCGCCCCAUUGGUUACUCCUGCAGUUGGCCAGCUUAUCAGGGUGGUCUGCCUCCCAAGGUGAACUACACACAGUUGGGUGAGAUCUGCAACUUGUGGCGUAACUAUGGUGACAUCGAGGACUCUUGGGACAGUGUGAUAGCAAUUGUGGAUUGGUUCUUUGAAAACCAGGAAGUUUUAAUACCUGCAGCAGGUCCCGGAAGAUGGAAUGACCCUGAUAUGUUGAUUAUCGGAGACUUUGGCCUCAGCCUGGAACAGUCUCGCUCUCAGAUGGCUCUGUGGGCUAUAAUGGCCGCUCCUCUGUUUAUGUCCAAUGACCUGCGUACCCUCAGCAGCAGCGCCCGAGCCAUCCUCCAGAACAAAAUGAUCAUCAGCAUCAACCAAGACCCUCUGGGCAUUCAAGGGCAACGCAUUGUAAAGGAAAAGAGUGGCAUCCAAAUCUUCUGGCGUCCUCUCUCCAAAAAUACCAGUGCUUUGUUAUUUUUCAGUCGGCGUUCUGACAUGCCUUAUCGUUACAAAACAUCACUCAGCAAACUCAAUUACACUACAGGAAGUUACAAGGUCACUGACGUUUACACAUAUGAGACGACUGUGCUGAAGGACUCCUCUGAGUUUGUGGUGUCCGUGAAUCCCUCUGGUGUUGUCAUGUGGUACGUCUCUGCACCCGCAAAACUCAACUCGCGUCUCUACUUCAGAGGUGGCCAUGUCCAAGACUUUGCAAAUGAAGACAACAACAAUGAUAUACCAUAUUUACUCUAAGUGCACUUUUAAUUUGGUGAGAAUUGAACUCAGCAUAUGGUAUCAAAAACAAAAUGAAGAAAUCACUGUUUUCUGAUAUUUUUCCACUUCUCCAAUUUUAUUUUAGUUUUAAAAAUUGCACAGCCAGCAUUGUAUCCCACUGGAACAUUUUGACAUACUGAUUUUUAUAAUGUGUAUACAUUUUAUGGAAAUUGCUAACAGAGGUUUGUAAAUAUAUAUUUUGUUAUUGUCUUAUGAAUAAAUCUGAUUAUUGUGGAAGUGCC